Molecule: messenger RNA, 9657 nt
Organism: Syngnathoides biaculeatus (alligator pipefish)
Lineage: Eukaryota; Metazoa; Chordata; Actinopteri; Syngnathiformes; Syngnathidae
Gene: dchs2
Product: dachsous cadherin-related 2
Exons: 23
Coding region: 1-9657 (3218 amino acids)
Biological process (GO): homophilic cell-cell adhesion
Cellular component (GO): plasma membrane
Molecular function (GO): calcium ion binding
Source: RefSeq, a predicted model, not a curated record
AUGUACCUGCAAAAUGCAUAUACGGUGCUGGUUCUGGCGCUCCUGUGCGCCCCGUUGCAAGCCAACGUCUUCAACCUGACGCUCUCCGUCCCGGAGGGGCUCCCGCCACACACCGUGGUUGGCGACCUGGCGACCAGUCUGAGCCGGCCGACUCUCGGCUUCUUCAUCUCAGAGAGCCGCGACUCGCACGUCUACCGUGACCUGGAGAUAGACCCCGACACCGGUAUCAUCUCCACAGCGACGGUUCUCGAUCGGGAGACCCGCGGGAGCUACGACUUUGUGGCAGCCACCCUGGCGGGGGAGGUGGUCAGAGUGCGCAUAAACGUGGAGGAUGUCAACGACAAUUCGCCGGCGUUCCCCUCGGAAGACAUGGACCUAAGAGUAUCCGAGUUGAGCCCGCCCGGGAGCCGCUUCCGAAUAGAAGGAGCGCUGGACCAUGAUGAGGGGGAGUUUGGCAUCCAGGGAUACCGGAUCCGAGAGGCCCACAUGGGGGAGCUCUUCGGGGUGGAGCAGCACAGUGCCAGAAAUCACCUGAGCCUGGAUCUGAUUUUGACUAAGAAAUUGGACAGAGAAGUUCAGGACUUUUACACUCUAACCGUGGAGGCCUUCGACGGCGGCAUCCCCGCCCGAAUCGGGAUUCUACAGGUCAACAUCUGGGUCCUGGAUGAGAAUGACAACCCGCCUGUGUUUAACCGGACCGAGUACCAAACAUCCAUUGUGGAAAAUGCUCCAGUCGGGUCUUCCGUAUGCCAAGUUCAUGCCACGGACAGGGACCGUGGCGACAACGCCAAGGUCAGCUACGAGAUCAACCGGCGACAAAGCAACCCCGACGAUCUCUUCUCUGUUGAGGUGACCACCGGUAUGGUUUUCCUCAACAAGCCACUGGAUUUUGAAGCACAGGCUUUCCACGAGUUGAUCAUCACCGCCAGAGACAACGGAGCACAACCGGAGUCCAGCAGCACCCUGGUGGUUGUGAAAGUCCUGAACGUCAACGACAACAGCCCCGCUAUUAGCGUGCUAUUCCUAAGUGAGACUGGGGAUGCGGUGGUCUCCGAGGCCGCUGAGAUCGGAGACUAUGUGGCUCGGAUUUCCGUGUCGGACCCGGAUGGCCAAAAGGAGACCCUGUCAGUCCACCUCGAAGGCGGUGAUGGCAAGUUCAACCUAAAGCAAACAGAUGACUUCCUUUAUGCAUUGUGUGUCUGCGCCCAACUCGACCGGGAAGAGAAGGAUUUUUACAAGUUGAGGGUCCUAGCGUCGGAUCUCGGGAGCCCCCCUUUGAGCAGCGAGGCGGUUCUUCUCGUGAAGCUGUCCGACGCCAACGAUUUUGCCCCAGUCUUUGAGAAGGACAUGUUUGUUAUCCACAUCCCUGAGGAUGCCCCGAAAGGGACUUCAGUCAUCCAGAUGGAGGCCCAGGACUUGGACCAGGGAGUCAACGCUGAUAUCACCUACUCAGUCCUCAAGUCCAACUGGGACUGUCUGGUCAGUGUUGAUGCAGAAUCCGGCCUGGUCGUCACAACCGGAGACCUGGACCGGGAGCGGCAGGCUGAGGUGUGUUUGUUCUUGGUGGUGGCGGAAGACCGAGGGGAACCGGUCAGGUCGACCACCGCCACCGUCACCCUGGUGAUGGAUGACGUCAAUGACAAUGAGCCGGUGUUCCAGAAGAAACUCUACAAUGGCAACGUGACAGAACACAGCACCCCUGGAACCUGUUUUUUACAAGUUGUGGCCAAUGACGCAGAUGGUCCAGAAUUUAGUGGUUUAGUUUACUCCCUGCCGGAUAAUUUUGACGGGUCAGACCAGGACCAGAACCUGUUCUACAUCAACUCUCAGACUGGAGAGCUCUGCGUCUAUCGGGACAUCGAUAGAGACGCUGGACAGACUGACCACGACAUCCUGGUCAGGGCAGAGGAUCCGGGAGGCCUCAGCGCCCACGCAAACGUGCACAUUGAGAUCCAAGACCUCAACGACAACCCGCCGGUAUUCAACCCCGAGCGAUACGCCACAACCAUCGGCAGUCACGCCCCGCCCGGCACGGAGCUCCUCGGAGUGGUCGCCGCCGAUGCCGACGCGGGUCGCUUCGGCUCCGUCACCUACCACAUCCUGCCCGCCGACCGGUCUGCUCUGUUUGCCCUCGAUCAACAAACAGGACUGCUCUCCCUCACGUCCUCUUUGACCCACCUUGGUGGCGGCAGCGUCAAGCUGGGCAUCGCCGCGCGGGACGGCGGGGGCGUGUCGUCGCCCCGACCGGCCCAGGUGACCGUUCACGUCUUGGCGAGCACCCGCGCUCCGCCCGUGUUCCAGACGGCACGUUACGCCUUCACCGUGCCUGAGGACGCCCCACCGGGCACCAGGGUGGGCAUCGUGCGUGCCACAAACCCAUCGGAUUCAGCGGCAUCCGUUUCCUACCGCAUCUCGUCCGGUGACCCACGGGGUCUGUUCUCCGUGGACGGCAAGUCGGGCCUGAUCAGCACAGUGGAUCCUCUGGACCACGAGACCCGACCGUACGCCCUGCUCUUCCUCCAGGCCUACACCCAGUCCUCCACGGUGUAUGGGGAGACACGGGUCAACGUCACCGUGGCCGACGUCAACGACGUGGCGCCCGUCUUCCACAAAGUCCGGGACGCCGUCUUUGUGUCAGAAAACACCAGGCCGGGGACCACGGUCUACAGGGCACACGCCCACGACGAUGAUAGUGGUGCCAACGGGGCGGUGACCUAUAACUUCAGAGGUAGUCGCUACGGUGGGGUCUUCCUGAUGGAUGCAAACCUCGGAACGGUGACGCUGAACCAAAGCCUGAUGGCAGACCCUCGGGAGAGACCGAUUCUAUUGGAAAUUAUGGCCGAAGACGGUGGCGAUCCCCCACAAAACGCUACCAUGACACUCGCUGUGAACGUGGACCAUGCCUCGCUGAGUGACAGCCUGGCCUUUGAGACACUGGUCUACCAGGUGGAGAUAGGAGAGGCCCACCGCAGGGAAUCUAGGAUGAUCCAGGUCAGGGCGCACCACGUCCGCAGGGCCUCCUCCAAUAAUGCAGGCCUGGUUUACUCCCUGGAAGAACCGGGCUUCCGUCGGGUUCCGUUUCGGAUCCAUCCCAGAACCGGUUGGUUGUUCCUCUCUGACAAUUUGGACUACGAGCAGGAAUCGGCCUAUCGCUUCAGAGUGGUCGCUACAGCGGGCGAGGCCAACACUACAGCGGCGGUGGUGGUUCUGGUGCGGGACGUCAAUGAUAACUCGCCGGUUUUCAGCAGUGCCACAUACUACUUUGUCCUGCCAGAGGGGCCGUCGCCACAGGGUCUGGUGGGACAGGUCACAGCCACUGACCAGGACUCUGGGGAAAACGCACAGCUGUCGUACAUCCUGCUCUCGGACGGGAAGUUCUUCCGUAUCAAUGCCGAAACGGGGGAGAUUGUCAACUGGGUGGAGUUGGAUAGGGAACAGAACAGCCAGCACACCUUGGAGGUAAUGGUUGCAGACCAGGGCAACCCACGACGCAACGCCACCGCCAGCAUCCACAUCCUGGUCACUGACGUUAACGACAACGUGCCACAGUUCAAGCACCUGUCAGCUAGCAAGGAGCGCAAUUUCCAGAUAUCUUCCGCAUUACCAACAGGCGCCUUUGUGACAAAUGUUUUUGCCAAAGAUUUGGAUGUGGCAGAAAAUGGAACAGUUACUUUCACAUUGCUGACCGUCGGCGCAGAAGGUCAACGUUUGAGACAUUUCGAGAUCGACGGAAAGAGCGGCGACAUCAGGACGACGUCGCUCUUCAAGCGGAACGCGGAAACAACUUAUAUCCUCAAAGUGACGGCCAGGGACGGCGGAUCGCCGCCACUGGAGAAUACUGCACUCGUUCACCUGCAGGUGUAUGGGUCCGAGGCCCAGUCCGGACAAAGCUCUGCUCCAGUUGAGAGACAUUUGUGGGUCAGAGAGGAUGCUCCUCUGGCCACCGUGAUUGGUUCUGUUAGCAUUGUGUCUCCUGGAAAGAAAGUGGGCUACUCCAUCAUGGAAGACGAUGGAGACUGCCACUUUGGUGUCAACUCCCAGUCGGGAGACAUCUACAUCUACCGCGCUCUGGACUACGAGGACGCUGCCCAAUACUCGCUCACUGCGCUCGCCGAGGACGACGCCGGUGGAAACAUAACAAUGAGGGUAUUUGUGACUGUAGAGGACGUGAACGACCACCCACCGUGGUUCCCUGACAAAAUUGUAGUGUUCGCAUUGAGGGAGGACGCCGCCCUCGGAACCCAGGCCUUUGCUUUUGAUGCCAGAGACGGGGAUGGGACAUAUCCCAACAGCGCCCUGCGGUACUCCAUCACCUCACCCCCGGGCUUGCCCUUCCACAUUAACCCUCGGAGUGGUAGAUUGACUGUAGCUGCCACCCUGGACCGGGAGGCGAACCCCACCUACACCUUCGACGUAACUGCCAGCGACCAAGCCGAGAAGCGGGUAGAGCGCAGGCACGUGUCGAUGACGGCGAGGGUCGUUCUACUGGAUGUCAACGAUAAUCGUCCUGCAUUUGAGUCGCCGGGUGUGGUGCAGCUGGCAGAAGACGCAGCAGAAGGGAGUCCGGUCCACCGUUUUGUGGCAGCGGAUCCGGACGAGCGGGAAAACGGGACGGUGUCCUAUGUCAUCCUGGCAGGAAACCAGAGAGGGUUAUUCACUCUGGAGGAGAAAACAGGACUCUUGUCGCUCUCGGGACGGCUGGAUUUCGAGACGGCGCGUUUCCACCGGCUGAGCGUGGGCGCGGUAGACUCCGGCCUCCCUCCGCUUUCAUCCAGCCAGACGCUGACGGUAGAGGUGAUCGAUGUCAACGACUGUUCACCUGCCUUCAGUCGGGACAUCUACGCCGCCGGCGUGGCAGAGAACAGGCAGCCCGGGGAGUUGGUGGUCCAAGUGUCCACCACCGAUGAGGAUUCAGAGGAGAACGCUGUGGUGUGGUACAGUCUGUUACCGGGUCCUGGCUCCGAGCUCUUCAGCAUUAACCCUUCCACCGGCCUGAUCACCACAUCAGCUUUCCUGGACCGAGAGCAGCAGCCGCAGUUUACCCUGCGAGUCCAGGCCCGUGACAGCGGCCCGCGGCCCCUUUCGAGCACGGCCACGGUGUUGUGUUCAGUGCUGGACGAUAACGACAACCCGCCGGGCUUCUCGCAGUCGUCCUUCCAGAUCAGUCUUUCGGAGAACCUGCCACCCGGCGUCGUGCACACCGCCCAGGCUUUCGACCCAGAUGUUGGCGAGAACGCCACUAUUCGCUACUCCAUCCUAGGCGAGGACUACGGUGUUUUCGCGAUCAGCGGCCAUUCAGGGGCCAUCAAAACCCUUCAGAUUCUGAACCGUGAGGGCCAUCAGAACUACCUGCUGACCAUUCAAGCCCACGAUGGCGGCCCUGCGCAGCUCAGCUCCACCACUCAGCUACAAGUGCUUCUCCUGGACCAGAACGACAAUGCCCCAGCCUUCACCCAAGACAGCUACAAUGCCUCCAUCAGUGAGGAUCUACCAGCCGGAGCAGUGGUCCUUAGCGUCACCGCCCUGGACCCUGACCAUGGGCCCAACGGGGAAGUUACAUACUCGCUGAUGGACGAUGACAGCCGUGGCACCUUUUUUGUUGAUUCCUCCACCGGUGCCAUCCGCACUACCAGGAACCUGGACCGGGAAACCAAGGCCCAGUUCUUCCUCAAGGUGCUAGCGACAGACUGCGGAACUGAAGGCCCAUUGAGCUCAGUGGCUUCCGUGAGUGUCCAUGUAGACGACGUCAACGACAACGCUCCUGUGUGCGAGAGUAGUCCCGUCACUGCAAUUGUCUCCACUGAGACGCUUCCGAAUGGAGUGUUUGCCACAGUGAAGGCGAGAGACGCCGACCGGGGCCCCAAUGGGACUAUACGCUUUUUCCUGCCUGACAACAACGACAACCUCUUUGACAUCAACGAAGAGACAGGGGAAAUCUCAGUGAGGCGGCGGGUGAGAUCAGGAUUCUCCGGCAGGAAGCUUCGGGUGGCGGUGUCCGAUCUGGGAAAUCCCGCACAGACUUCCAGCUGCCUGGUGUUUGUUCACCUCAAAGGGGAAAUCGAACGCUUGAAGUUCACGCACGAGGUCUACAACGCCACCAUCCCAGAAAACAGCAAGGCGGGAACUCGGAUUGCGACGGUUGAUGCCCGCGGACAAUUAGAUCCCCAAUUUGAAAGAAUCUCAUAUUCCAUAUUCUCCAGGGACGACAGUGGCAUAUUUUCCAUUGAACCUCACACAGGCGAGAUUCAAGUAGAAAAGGACAACGCGUUGGACUUUGAGACGAGCCCCCGAGUGAAGCUCAUGGUCCUGGCGGAGAAUGGGCGGCAGACGGCCCACUGCAGGGUGGACGUCACCCUGCGGGACGAAAACGAUAAUGCCCCGGUCUUUGAACGUGAUGCCUACCGGACCGCAGUGUGGGAGGGUCAAGUCAGCAACACGUACGUCAUGCAGGUUUUCGCCUUCGAUGCUGACAGCGGGACAAACGGCCAAAUCGAGUUUUCCAUCAUCUCUGGAAACCAUAACGGGGAUUUCAUCCUGGAGUCGGUUCAUGGGAUCCUCGCCACCAACGCGAUGCUGGAUCGUGAGAUCGCGUCUUCGUACAAGCUGGUGGUGCAGGCGUCAGACAAGGGGAACCCUCCACUCAGCAGCACCGCUAUCAUCUGGCUCCAAGUGGUGGAUGUCAAUGACAACAAUCCCACCAUCCCCCCCAUGGAGUCUGUGCUCAUAUCCGAGAAUCUACCUGCGGGGUACAUGGUGACACAGUUGACGGCAAAUGACGUGGACCUAAGCCCGGCCAUCACCUACAGCUUUGCGGGGAAUGCUGCUGUCGAAGGUGCCUUCUCUGUGGACCGUUACACAGGGGUGGUCACGCUGACCCGAGCUUUGGAUUUUGAGGAAGAGGCCGAGUUUACGCUGACCGUCUGGGCAUCGGACUCUCUCCACCAGACCUCUGGAGAGUUGAAAGUCCAGGUCUUGGAUGUCAAUGACAACAGCCCAGUCUUCAACCAGGUCUCAUACCAGGUGGAGCUGUCCGAACUCGCUCAGGCCGAUACAUUUGUCUUGAAUGUGUCCGCCGCGGACAAAGACUCUGGACUCAACGGCAAGAUCACCUACAGGCUGCUCUCAUCUGCUUUGCAAGGUUUUUACGUCCAAGCGCACACUGGAUCAAUUUACACCAAUAAACCCAUCAAGGCCACCGCCAGCAACAACCACAUACGUCUAAUCAUCGAAGCCCAAGAUGGAGGAGAACCUGUUCUCUCUACCGUUACCUCAAUCGAUGUGGUAAUCCUGGACACCAACGACCACACACCACUCUUCAGCCAGGACGUCUACACUGUAACCGUCUCCGAGGAUGCGCCCUUCGCCACCACGCUCUUGACCCUUUUUGCAUCCGACCAAGACUGGAGCCCUGAAAACACACAUCUGGACUAUGCCCUCGUGGCAGGAAAUGAGGAGAAGCGUUUUUGUUUGGAAGUCAAACCAACACGGGUGGAGAAUCAGAUGAAAAAUGUCGGCCAGCUGGUCAUAUGUGGCUCGCUGGACCGCGAGACCGUAGAGAGUUAUGCGCUCACAAUGAGUGUUUCUGAUCGAGGGGUGCCACGACUAAACAGCUCAGCCGUCGUCGUGGUGACUGUCUUGGAUUGUAAUGACAACGCACCAUUUUUUGCGAGUAAAGAGUAUCACAUAGAAGUCAGUGAAAACAGCCACGUGGGUACCAGUCUGGCUCAGGUCAAUGCGAGUGAUCCCGAUUUGGGAGUCAACGGUCUGCUGCACUAUGACAUCAUCUCUGGGAACAGAGGAGGACACCUCAAGUUGGACCCUGAGUCUGGACUUCUGGUGGUCAACACCUCCUUGGAUUAUGAGGAAGACUCCGAAUACACCCUCACCAUCCGAGUGUCUGAUAGCAGCGACUCUCCGGGUGAUCGGAAAGAGGCAUUCACCAUGGUAUUCGUCACGGUUUUGGACGAGAAUGACAACAGUCCCUACUUCCUGUUCCCCAAGUUUAACUGCUCUGUGCUGGAGAACCUCCCAGCGCUCACCCAUGUCUGCUCCAUCCGGGGUGUCGACAAAGACAUGGGUAUCUAUGGACAACUGACCUACUCUGUACUGUCCUCCUGUUUCACAGAUUUUGAUGGGGUGCAGAGGACAGAGUCCCCCUUUGCCGUCGACCCCCACAGUGGUGACAUUCACACCAGGCAGGCGUUAGACUAUGAACAUGAGAGCAAAUACUGCUUGAUGGUGGAAGCCCGAGACAUUGGUGCGAAGGUGGCGACGGUCCAAGUGCACAUUUUCGUCAAGGGAGUGGAUGAGUACAGCCCCAUCUUUACCCAGAACCAGUACCGCUUCCUCCUGCCAGCAAAAAUCGAGCCGGGAAACACCGUCGGCUUUGUGAUGGCUCUUGACCAGGACAGAGGUGUGGACGGUGUAGUGGAGUACUCCCUCCUUGACCCGCCACCUUUCUUCUCUAUCAACAAAACACUUGGAGCCAUCUAUGCAUCGCCACCCCUGUUCCGCAGACGGAGCGACGAGGAUGCGCUAGAGCUGGCCGUGUCCGCCAGGAGUCCACGUCAGGGGUCCAGGACAACUUCUUGUCAGGUUUUUGUCAAAGUGUCCAGCUCAGCCAAGGCACUUGUCAGGCUGCCUCUCAGCGACCACAUGCUUAGUCUGAGCAUCUCGUUUGCCAUAGUCCUGCUCUUCCUUGUUGUCUUUGUUGGGCUGGUGCUCAGAUUAAAACUCAAAGAGGCCACCUUCAAGAAGAGAAACACCACCCUUAAGCAACCAGACUGUGCCUUCUCUCUACAGCGCACGAAACCUGGCAAACUACAUUGUGCCAUUUCUCUGCAGGGCAUGAAACCUACAAUCUUAAUGAAAAACUGCGAUGCGUCCCAUUGCCACACGCCGUCCGACUGGAGUGGCCGCGGCUCGGCGGAAGGCGAGACGGCUGAGGAUCAGGAGAUCAAGUGGAUCAAUGAGUAUCCCUGCCAUGAACAAGGCGUGAACAGGACCUCGGAAAACCCAGAUGGGGAUGCCUCAUCCUGUCACUCUGUGGAUGUGGGGCUAGACCAGUUUUUAUCAGUCAGUAGGUGUUUUCUUCCAGAGAUGGCCAGUGCAGAUAGUCUGGACCACUUCAAAGAAGAAGGAGGGGGCAAGAGUCUACUAGUAAGAAUUAGAGAAAGGGAGAUAGAGGGGGAAUCUGGAGAUACUCUGUCCGCUCUGGAGCAUCUGCAUGGGGGCCACGCAUGGGACUACCUGGUGGACUGGGAGCCAUGCUUCCAGACCCUGGCGUCGGUUUUCAGGGACAUUGAGAUGCUUCCGAACCAGGAGCUCCAUGGGAGCCGCGAUGACCUGUCACACCCACCUCCGCUCAUAACAUCCGUGGCCCAGCCGGGGUUGCAGACCGUGCCGCCCCGCAAACCCUCCCGGGCACACAGCCUGGGGCGGCGGCCCUCCUACCCUAGGUAUGCCUACCCACCUUUAACCAGGAACACGGGACUCACGCCAACAGCCAUGACUCCUACAUUCUCCCCUUCGCUGUCGUCACUCACUUCCAGGAGCCCCAGCGCGUCUCCAGUCAUAACUGACGGCAGGGUGCGGGGUAUCAGACUAGAAUCAGGGCCCUUCGCCGCAAGCCUUCUGGAGGCAGAAAUCCAAGUAUGA